AUGGCUCGCUGGGUUUCCAGCCAGAUCCACGCAGCACACCGUGUCUUGGCCCAGCUCCGCCUCGGGGCUUGCCUAUUCUCCAGCUAAGCCCUCACGUUCCAGCUCUGAGGGCGAGAAAGGAGCCGCACCAUUAAAACCAAGGCGGUUCGGAGCUGCAAGAGCAGCGGUCGUUGACCUUUUGAGCAGAACAGAGCCCGGCGAGGGAGGCCCGUCUAGAGGGGCUCCUCCAGUAAGUGCCCAUUUCGCGCGGCUCCUUUGGGCUUCGAGAGGCUCGCCCUACUGCAGCCGCCCUGGAGACCCCGGGGAGGCGAGCGCGCUUGCGCCCGCUGGAGAAGCGGGGGGCAGCCGGGCGCCCAGCUGGGGCUGGCAAGGCGAGGCGGCGGAGGAGGAGGCGGCGGCGGAGGGGAGGGGGAGGCGCCCGCGCCGUCGGCAGGCGCAGAGCGGCGUGCGCGCCUGGCCCCUGCCGCGCUCGCUGCGUUGCCCCUUUAAUUGUGUCCCCAGCCCUCGGGCGUCUCUCUCCAACGCCCACGUCAGCAACUACCUUUUGUUUCUCUCCCGGCCGGGCUGCUCAGCGCUUUGGGGCGGCGGCGCCCGGCGAGGUUUCGCGCCCUCACCCGUCGAACCCCGAGCCAGCGCCGCUUGCAGAGCCCCGCCGCCCCUCGAACGCCCGCCUCGCCGCCGCCGCCGCCCAGCCCGCGCCUCUGCCGAGCGGUAAGUCAGCGGCGCCUCCGCGGCAGCGCCAGCAGGCCGAGCAGGGCGUCCUCCGGGCUGAGGCGGCUCGAGGGUGAGCCGGGCGCGCCUCUGCUUCCCCGGCUAGCGGAGGAUGUCCGGCCGCGCCGCCUCUCCCUCAUCCUGCGCGGCGCCCCAGUCGGGCAGCGCCCGGCCAGCCCCGUCAGGCGGGCGCCAUUUGCUGCCGAUGCCGCCCCGGGCGCGGCGUUCGGCUCGCAACAAAGGGCUGGCGAGGGACCGACGGAGUCCUCCCUGCCGCGCGUGCGGAGCUCCGAGCCGGGCAGGGGCACCUUCCGCGCCCGGGCAUCGAGUGGCGGCGGCGGCAGCAGCGGGAAAGGCCACGCUAGGCAGCCCGGCUGCAGCAACGGCUGGGAAUUCCGCAUCGCCUCCCGGCGCCCUUCCCAGGAAAGGCGGGCGGGUUGGGUGGUGGUGGUGGUGGUGGUCCUCUCGGCAGGGCGCGCGGACCGGUCCCCCUCUGGAGGCGACGCCAGGGAUCGGUCCCUGGUGACUUGGCGGGCGCGCCUCCAGCGCCGUCGGGCGUCCCUGGCUCCCGAUGGCCGAGCCUCCAGCUCGGGGUGGGCGGGCGAGAGACUGACGGCGCCCUCUGCCAAUGUGCGGCGCCGGCGCCCCUUGUGCUGCCGGGCAGGGCUAGGGGAGGACCGGCGCUGCCGCGGUGUCGGCCGCCUGCUCGGAGGCAGCUCCUCCGAUUGCAGCGUCCGCGCCGCCGCCUGGGCGCCCUUUCUGGCGGCGAGCGCGGCGCACCUGGCGAGCGGAGGGGCAGCCCUGCCGGUGGGUGCGGGGCUGGGACGAGAGGGAGGCGGCGGGAGCAGUGGCUCCUCGAUCCCCCGCCGGCCCCUCCACGCCACACACUCGGCAUGCCAGCAAGUCCCGUUUCCCCACUUUUCGCCUCCAGGCUGGAAGGACGCCUGUUGUCUCGGGGGCCCGGAUUUGGCGAGCGGAGUCUCCAGUUGCUGACCUCUGCGCUAGAGUCGCGGAGCUCCGCGGUGCGAAGGGCUGGGGCGCUGAGUGGUGUGACAAGGCGUCGCGCUGCUAGCUGCGGGCUUGGAAAGCAGCCGCCCAACCCAACUGGCGUGCCCGUUGCAGGUUAAGCCCAGAUCGGCUGCCUUGGGAAUAGCGAUCCAGCUGGCUGCUGUCGGGACUAAGAAGCAAGCGCCGGCCCCCUCCCUCCCCCACGACAAAAACGGGACAUACAAUUAGGGCAUAACGGGGUGAGGGACAACUUCCAUGUGACAGUCUGAUGAUGGGAAGAAAGUAGUGAUUGCUUAGGAAUGGUGGGUUGAGCUUGCUGGACCUCUAAAUAAUGACAGCUUGCAAUGUUAGGCAAACUGGCCUUGCAUGUGAUUCCGGUUUCACAAGCUGUGUGAGGGGAUGCAAACCUGUUGGCAUUUAAACCAACUGACCUUACUGCUCUGGGGUUUCAUGUAGGCAGAUGUUGUGAGUCUGGGGGCUUCCAGACAGGGGCUUAAUUUGCAAACUGGUUGUUAACAGCAGGGUUUCCUCCCCCCCCCCAAUUUAUUGGAUUUCCCCCAGAAUGGGUAAAUCCAGAUUAAAGUGGAUUGGAGGAAUACAGACUGCCAUUUUGAUGCCGUAUUUUAUCUGGAAAAUUCAAACAAGCAAUUGAAAUGUGCCUGCUUGAGGGUCAUCACCCAGAGAGAUUCAGUCUCUUAUAUGUGGCCAAAAUGUCCAGCUCAUCAUAACUGAGGUGAAGGACACUGGCUCCUUCCAUCAUGCUCAGCUCCACAGAGGCAAAGAUGCUGGUGUACAACCGUGCCCUUAUGGUGCAGCUAUUUAUUGGGCUCUGGAUACACAAGUUAGGAAGCUGCUACAGGUGCGAGAGAAAAUGCUGUGUACUGAGCACCCCUUUCCUGGCCCCUCUGGAUGUUGAUGGACUCCAAAUCCCAUCAGCCCCAGUCAUCGGGGAUGAUGGGAACUGUAGUCCAGCAACAUCUGAUGGGCUGCAUAUCCCCCACACCUCAUUCAGAAGUACUUAAGAGUUUCAGGGGGACUCUGGUUCAGACCAGGUGUGAUGUGAAGUGCCUCUCAGUACAGUAUUAUUGUACAUUUAAAUGUUUUAUCUUCUCCCUUAGUUCUAAAAAGCUCAAGCAAGCAUACCCCUAUUUUAUCCUCAUAACAACCCUGUGAGGUAGGUUAGCUGACAGAGAAAGUGACCAGCUCCAACUCCCAGUGAGCUUCAUGACCAAUUGGGGAUUUUUGAACCUGGGUCUCCCAAGCUGCACCCCUGCACUCCAACUAGUACACAACACUGAUUUGUAUUUAUUUUUACUUGAAUUCAGUUGCAGAAAUGACCAUGUUGGUAACUAUGUUUGAGACCAUAGCCUGGGGCAGAUUAGCCCUUUCCAAAUGGGCCAUUUUUCUCAUUAAAGUUUUACCCCAGGGUGCUUUGCCACCCGUGGGGCAGACAGAGAGGUUCUACAAAUAUUUCCCCCCAAAGGGAGAAAAGUAGUUAGGAAGAUUUUGAUCGGGGGAAAUGGCCCAUAGGAAUUGCUGCUGUCCCAGACAUAUUUGGCCUGUUGCUCUCCCCGCCCCGCCACACUAAAGACACUAAAAACAGACCAACCAGUAGUGGACAGUUCUUGGAAGUGUACUGGUCAGUGGUGGAGCAUGUGCUUUGCAUACAGAAAGUCCCUGGUUCAAUCCUUGGCAUCUCCAGGUUGGGCUGGGAAAGGCUCCCAUUCACUACUUAUUGCAGACAAGACUUGAGUUAAGCUGUCUAAUAGUCUGACCUCCCAAUGGCACCUUCCCAAUGCUCACAUCCAGUUUGGCCCUUGAAGAUUGCAUUCUGUCACUUCACCAUGUGCUUCACCAUGUCUCUGUGAAUGACUUAGAAAGUAGCAGCCAUUUCUGAAAAUCUUUCAGCUGUGGUUUAUAUGUAGCAAAGAGACCUGUUUAUUCUUUUUUUUUUUUUUUUGUAGAGCAACACAACCCUGUUUGAGAAUGGAGAUUUCUUCCCAUCAGUUUCAUCUCCUGCAACAAUUAAACGAACAGCGCAGGCAAGACUUAUUUUGUGACUGCAGCAUUUUGGUUGAGGGGAAGGUCUUCAAAGCCCACCGGAAUGUGCUGUUUGCCAGUAGUGGCUACUUCAAAAUGCUCCUUUCACAGUGCUCAAAGGAAACCAGUCAACCAACAACCGCAACUUUCCAGGCAUUUUCUCCCGAAACAUUUUCCGUGAUCCUGGAUUUUGUGUAUUCAGGCAAACUCUCCCUCACUGGCCAGAAUGUGAUUGAGGUCAUGUCAGCUGCCAGCUAUCUGCAAAUGACUGACGUUAUUAGUGUUUGCAAGACAUUCAUUAAAUCCUCCUUGGACAUCAGCGAGAAGGAAAAAGAUCGCUAUUUUAGUCUCUCGGACAAGGAAGUGAACUCGAAUGGCGUGGAGCGUUUAUGCCUGUAUGGGACUGGGUGGAGAACAGAGAGCAGUCCCCCUCAUUCGCACUUAAGCCCAGAUCAAGGGACAUGUAUAGUGGGUGGAAAUUCUUGGACCAAUUUCAAUUAUUACCCAGCCACUCAGAGAAAUGCCCAGCAGCUGUCCAAGCAUGACCAAAGGCAAGAACCCAUGAAGAAAACCAGUAGACAUAUAGGGCUGCCACAACCCUCUGAUGUUCCUCACUAUAAGGCAAGUAAACUUGAAGAGCGAGUUUCAGAGCCUAUAAGCCACACUUCUCCAUCUGAAGAGGACGUCCAAAUUGAUUCAGAAGGUGACUCUGGCCAUUCCAGCUACCAGUACGGCCAGGGAUCCGACACCGUCCCCAGAGGCUCGGCUGUGUCACAGCAAGAGCAUGAUUCUCCACACCCUGCUGGCAAGUCAAAAUCUUCCAAAGGGGACGAGCCAUACCCUAGCAUGCCCUCGGUACUGGGUGUGAUGGGGAACUGGACGGAUGGUAAGGAUAUUCAUUUAGCAUACAGUCAAUUGCCUUCUUGGCCCUUGGCUGCAUAAAAGUUUAAAACUUUACCUUUUAAAAAUGAGUGUCAUUUAUCGGAGGUGAACUAAAUUUUGCAUGCAAGGAGAAUGAUUCAAAUGGAUCCAGCUAUCAUAAUUGCAACAAUAACCUCAUUGUGUGUUGAGCAGUCUCCUUUUUCUGUUCAGCUUACUCAAGGUAGAGGUCAAGUUUUGUGGGAUACGGUUUUGAUGAAAUGAAAAAUAAAACUGCUUCUUGCACCCACUGAAAUCCGUCAUUUUUGUGUUUGGGCUUGUGGUACCUGAAGCAGAUUUCCUCCCCCCUCUCCCUGCAGCCAAGGGCCUGCACUUUUUAAAAAGUCUUGCUGCGUCACUGAGGCACCAGUUCUUCCCUCCAUCUCUUCCCCCAUCAUAUUGCCACCUGUAGCAAGAUGCUUCUUCUCCCCGCUGCCUGGCAGGGCCAGUUGUGGUGCCACCCUCCUCAGUAAGAUCAUAAUUUCUUAGCAGUGCUUCCUAGGAUUGUGUGUGUGCUUUCAAUAAAGCAUAUCUGCAACCCAGCGCUUUUGCUUUGUGCUUUCUGCACUGGUGGCAAGGAAGACUGAGUCUUGCUUAGUUUCCAGUGGGGCUGUUAUGGGAGGCGGAAAAAAAUACAUCUCUUACACCACUUUUGCAGAGAGAGUGCAGAGUGGGGAAGGCUUUUCCCAUUCUGAAAAGAGGACUUGGUGUAGCCCCAAGGAGUAUUGCUGUCUGAAUCAGAUGACCAAAUGCCUCCCACCAACACCAACACUUGGACUAGUGCUUUAAAAGUUUUGCUUGACCAUUCAGAUAUCAGUUCCAUCUGUUCCCUUAAAUUGUAUAGCCUUUGCUGUAUGGUAAGGCCAGCCAUGAUGGAGCAGGGGAACUGCCCCUAGCAAGGAGAUUCAUAAAGCCCCUUCAAGAGGGCUCUGUGUGUUCCGGUGACUGCAGUGUGCAAGAGCAGAAUGCCGUAUUGGGUGCAAAACAGAAGGGCUGUAGCUCAGUGGGUGUAAAGCACAUGCCCUGCAUGCACUAGGCCCCAGGUUUGAUCCUUGGUUUCUCCCUUUAGAGCUGGGAAAGAUUUCCACCUGAAACCCUGGAGAGCUGCUGGCCUGUAGACAAUACUGAGCUAGAUUGACUGGCCUGACUCUAUAUAAGGCAGCUUCUUGUACUAAAUUCAGCAUCCUGAAAAUCCUAAAAAGGUGAAAGUGUCUGGGUCUCAGAAUCCAGAGUGUUGCUGGACAUGGUUUCUUGUAGUUGCAUGGUGUUGGGGCAGGACCUGACAGAAGAAGAGGAGGAGUUUGGAUUUGAUAUCCCACUUUAUCACUACCCUAAGGAGUCUCAAAGUGGCUAACAUUCUCCUUUCCCUUCCUCUCCCACAACAAACACUCUGUGAGGUGAGUGAGGCUGAGGUCACCCAGCAGCUGCAUGUGGAGGAGCUGGGACACGAACCCGGUUCACCAGAUUACGAGUCCACCACUCUUAACCACUACACCACACUGGCUGUCAGUGACUGUAGUGACAGAGUUCACUACAGCUUCUAAUAACUAGCAGCCGCAAGAUUGGGCAGAAUAAACACAGGCAGAUUAAGUAAAAUUGUAUCAUUUAUACCCAUUGCAGAACUUUAAAAAUAAUAAUAAUACAGUGUUUGCAGUCUUGAAGUCAGGUACUUUAUUUUGACUAGAAGUGUCACUGUGCUAGGCGUGUUACAAUUUUUGCAGCAUUUUAAAAGCUUUGCUUGGUACUCACAGAUGAUCUGCCUAGGAUGAGGUUCAAAUGCCCCUUCUGCACGCACGUGGUAAAGCGGAAAGCAGACCUGAAGCGCCACCUUCGCUGCCAUACGGGAGAACGGCCGUAUCCAUGUGAAGCAUGUGGAAAGAGAUUCAGCAGGCUGGAUCACCUGAGCAGCCAUUUCCGAACAGUACGUUGGCACAUGUUGUAUUUUGAGAUGAUACACCCCCGGUAACUACUUAACAUAGAGAUGCAUUGACUUGCAUCAGUCUGUUUUUAGGAAACUUGCUUUAUUCUGACGCUGGGCUUGUCUACAUUUCUAAUUUCCUAGGAGGACCUAUUUCUCAGCAUACCUCGAAUCUUAAUCCCAAUGGGGCCAGGACCUAAACAAAAAAAUGUUAAUAUUGGUGUGAUUCAGCCACAGUAAAUCUCUUUGAAUCCCCUUUAAUUUCAGUGGUAGAGUUCACCAUAUGCUGGGUGUCUCCCACUGAAGCCAAUAGAAUGGCAAAGUGAUAGUUAAACUCUGGAACUCACUGUCACAGGAGGCAGUGAUGACCACCAACUUGGAUGGCUUUAAAAGAGGAUUAGACAAAUACAUGGAGGAGAGGGCUCUAGAUAGCUAUUAGCCAUGAUGCUUAUGCUCUGCCUCCACAGUCAGAGGCAGCAAUGUUCCUGGAAGCCAUAGGAGGCCAGAGGGCUCUAGGGCUCUGGUCCUUCUCAUGGGUUUCCCAUAGGCAUUUGGUUGGCCCCUGUGAGUACAGGAUGCUGGACUAGAUGGGCCACUGGCUUAAUUCAGCAGCAAGGCUCUUCUUAUGUGGUCAACUUCAGCUGGAUCAUGCCCUAUAUUGUUUCUACUGAAUUUCUAGAGUGCCCUGUCUUGAGAACCAAAGGCAGAAAAUCCUAACAUGAUAAAAAUGUGUAAGUAAAAUGCCUUGUAGCAUGAAUGUGAUAUGAUGAGUAAAAUUGCACUAUAUAAAACAUUGUACCAUUUCUUUUCUGCCUACCUUAAUCUAAGCAACCGUUUCUCCACCACCAUCUGGAAUAUUUUCACUUUCAGUGAUUUAAAGAAAUACAAAAUAAACAAGUACAUAUUCUAUGGAAUUUAUUGCUCAGUUAAUCACUUAGUACCUUCCCCCUUUCUUCUUCCUGUUGCAAUAGAUGCUUAUUGUGGAUUACUGAAAUUAUCAUUAAAAAAACCAACUUGAGUGAAUAGACAUAAUCAUGUAGGGAUGCUGAUAGGUGGCACAGGGGGUAAUAAUGCACUGGGCCCUAUAGUCAGCAGGAGCCCCAGAGCAUUCAUUAAAAAAGUAAGUCUCUAGCCCUUCUAGAAAGAAUGUUUUAAAGCAAAAUGUGCAGGUAUCCUUAUAAGUGAUAUCUGUGAGAUGUGCCAGUCUGGCUGCUCCUGCCUUUCAAUGAGUAAAGUCAAAGCUGGAAUUGAUGAGUUAGUUGUUGGGACACCAGACUAUAGGACUCUAAAGAGCUGCUGUUUUCCUUUAGUGUACUUUUCUUGGUUUUUUUCUUAUAUUCCAGUGCUCUUUCCUUUUUUUUCUCUAGCAACCAUGGUGUAUAUUUCCUGUGGUGGGCUUGUCUGAGAUCAGAUACUCCCUAGAUGUUAUUUUCUAUAAAUACUACUAUACAAUAACUGUGUGUGGAUGUUAAACACACCCCCAAAUGACAUGGAAGAUGUGAAGCCUUUGCAACGAGGCAUAGGCAGCAGAGCUGAAGACUUAAGAACUCACUAAGAAUCCAAUGUAACUUGCAGUACAGCAGUGUUCAUGUCUCCUGAAAGUCUCUUUGUGUUUAACUGAGCAAACCCCCUGGUUAGCGGGUACAGUAUUGCAGCCUAGGCUUUGGUGUAGGCUGGGCAUUGGGAGAAUUCAGUGUUCUUCUGCCUUUAACAGUUGUGCGGUAGGCAAGUUAAACAUUUUCUAGUAUGGAAAUACAAUUAUGGGAACAGCUUCAUCUACGGGUAUAGGGCGAUACACAAAUUUAAUAAUUAAUUAAUUAAUUAUGGGAACACAAGGGAGUAAUUUGUAAUAGAGCACAGUAUGUGAAGUGAUACAAUCAUUUUACCACUACACACUGUGGAUGUUAAGGCAGGAAGUUACCUUAGCUCACAGUUUCUGUGCCUUGGGGACCAUGAAUUAAUUGGUUCAAGCCAUAUCUUGAACCAAAAUGAUUCUUCGUAUCCUGGAAUUCUUCCUUUUCACCACGCUAGGCUGCAUGUGUUAAAUUUUAGUAGCAGCCUCUCGAUACUGAGAGCAUUGCUGUAUGGAAGGGGAACAAAUCAUUUUUCUAUUUCCCUUUUGAGCAGUGAUCAGCAUUCUCACUUUCAAUUUUCACAGAUCCAUCAAGCUUGCAAGCCCAUCUGCAGAAAAUGCAAGCGUCACGUGACUGAGAUGACGGGGCAAGUGGUCCAAGAAGGGACGAGGCGCUACAGACUUUGCAAUGAGUGCCUCUCCGAAGCUGGCAUAGAUAGCAUCCGCAUUGAUUUGGACACUGAGCCACCACCUGAGUUCCCACUAGAAGAGGACAAGGAUUCUAACUGGAAUUACGGUGAAGACAACAGAUCCGAUGUGGAAAUUGUAGAGGACGGGUCUACCGAUUUGGUCAUCCAGCAAGUGGACGAUAGCGAUGAUGAAGCUGAGGAAAAAGAUAUAAAACCAAACAUUAGGUAGUUAUGAAUGGACUGGAUGUUAAAUAAAGGUUCCCCCUUUACGUUGUCAUUCCUUUGUUUUGACCAUUGACUCCCAACCAGCCUGUGGUUAACAUACAAUCUAUUAUAUAGGCUUUCUAUGACUUGGGCUAAACUUGCAUGCAUUUAUGGACAUGCCAUUGUGUCUAUAUUGAAUUUAGUUACUCAAGGGUAUCAAUAUUUUGUUCCAUAAGCAAGCAUCCAUCCUGAGAUGGUACCAUGUAUGAACAAUUACCUACUGAAGUGCGACAGUGAUAACUUUUGAUAGAAUAAAAUGGAUCUCUUCUCAAACCUUUUUCAAUGUUGGGGAGCACUUCAAAAUAAAGUUAACAGCUUCAUUGUAAGUUACUCUAUUAAAGCUUUUGACAGCG
Molecule: messenger RNA, 9474 nt
Organism: Podarcis lilfordi (Lilford's wall lizard)
Lineage: Eukaryota; Metazoa; Chordata; Lepidosauria; Squamata; Lacertidae
Source: the annotation of a GenBank genome assembly